GCUGUAUGUCCAAGAUGGCGGCGCCCUGUAGGCUGGAGGAACUGUGAGGUAAACAGCUGAGGGGGAGGAGACGGUGGUGACCAUGAAAGACAACAGGCUGACAGCACUGGAAACAGAAGCACCAACUGUCCCCAGAACAGUCUGGUAGCGGCCCUAAUGAAGAGACGCCUCAGCCUUUAGCCCAGGUCCUGGAGCCCGCACCACAGUGUGGAGUGAGAAUGGCUCAGCCAGCAAACGUUGGGGAGCUGCUCUCCAUGCUGGACUCUCCCACACUGGGUGUGCGCGAUGAUGUGACAGCCAUCUUUAAGGAGAACCUCAAUUCUGACCGUGGUCCUAUGCUUGUGAACACCCUGGUGGAUUAUUAUCUGGAAACCAAUUCUCAGCCGGUUUUGCACAUCUUGACUACUUUGCAAGAGCCACAUGAUAAGCACCUCUUGGACAAAAUGAAUGAAUAUGUGGGCAAAGCCACCACUCGUUUAUCCAUCCUCUCAUUGCUGGGGCAUGUCGUGAGGCUGCAGCCAUCUUGGAAGCAUAAGCUCUCUCAAGCACCUCUUUUGCCUUCUUUACUGAAAUGUCUCAAGAUGGACUCUGAUGUUGUCGUCCUCACAACAGGUGUCUUGGUUUUGAUUACCAUGCUACCAAUGAUCCCGCAGUCAGGGAAGCAGCACCUUCUUGAUUUCUUCGAUAUCUUUGGCCGUCUUUCGUCAUGGUGCCUGAAGAAACCAGGUCAUGUGACAGAAGUCUACCUUGUCCAUCUCCAUGCCAGUGUUUAUGCCCUCUUUCAUCGCCUUUAUGGAAUGUACCCUUGCAUUGUCUCUUUUUUGCGUUCUCACUACAGUAUGAAGGAAAACUUAGAGACUUUUGAAGAAGUGGUCAGGCCAAUGAUGGAGCAUGUGCGAAUUCACCCGGAAUUAGUGACUGGAUCCAAGGACCAUGAACUGGACCCUCGAAGGUGGAAGAAACUAGAAACUCAUGAUGUUGUAAUAGAGUGUGCCAAAAUCUCCCUGGACCCCACAGAAGCCGCCUAUGAAGAUGGCUGUUAUGUGUCUCACCAGCUCUCUGCCCACUUCCCUCAUCGUUCAGCUGAUGGCACCGCCAGCCCUUAUGUCCACACACAGAAUAGCUAUGGCAGUGCUACUUCUACCCCUUAUUCCACCUCUCAGAUGACGUUCUGUGCACCUGGGCAGCUACCUCAGACUCUGAGCUCCCCAUCAACACGGCUGUUACCUGAGCCGCUGCAAGCUACUCUUUGGAGCCCUUCUAUGGUCUGUGGCAUGACCACUCCUCCAACAUCUCCUGGAAAUGUCCCGCCUGAUUUCUCACACCCUUAUAGUAAAGUCUUUGGCACAACUGCUGGAAAAGGAACUCCUCUGGGAACCCCAGCAACCUCUCCUCCUCCAGCCCCAAUCUGCCAUCCAGAUGACUAUGUACACAUUUCACUCCCCCAGGCCACAACCACACCCCCCAGGAAGGAAGAGAGAACAGAUUCUGCAAGGCCGUGUCUACAUAGGCAGCACCAUCUUCCGAAUGACAGAGGAUUAGAAGAGCUACCUGGAAGCAAAGGUUCCGUUACUCUAAGUGAUCUUCCGGUGUUUUUAGGUGAUCUGGCCUCUGAGGAAGACAGUAUUGAAAAAGAUAAGGAAGAAGCGGCGAUAUCUAGAGAGCUUUCUGAGAUCACCACCACAGAGGCGGAUCCUGUGGUUCCUCGAGGGGGCUUUGACUCUCCUUUCUACCGAGACAGUCUCCCUGGUUCUCAGCGGAAGACACUUUCAGCAUCGUCUGGGACUCGGGGCUCCAGUGUGAACCCUGAGCCUUUACCCUCCUCCCUGGACAAGCGUGGGCUCGAUACACCAAAGCAAGCCUUUACUCCCAUUGACAUACCCUGUGGCAGUGCUGACAUCAGUCCAGCUGGGGAUAGGGACCGCCAGACUUCUCUGGAGACCAGUAUUCUCACUCCCAGCCCUUGCAAAAUUCCUCCUCGGAGGGGAGUGGGCUUUGGAAGUGGGCAACCUCCCCCAUACGAUCAUCUCUUUGAGGUGGCCUUGCCAAAGACUGCCCGUCACUUUGUCAGCAAGAAGACCGAGGAGCUGUUAAAGAAAGUGAAAGGAUGCCCUGAGGAAGACUAUGUGCCCUCUACCUCCCCAAUGGAAGUACUGGACAGGCUGAUACAGCAGGGAGCAGACGCACACAGCAAGGAACUGAACAAAUUGUCCUUACCCAGCAAGUCUGUGGACUGGACCCAUUUUGGAGAUGAGAUCCGCACCCUCCGAGACCAGUUGCUUUUACUGCACAACCAGUUACACUACGAGCGUUUUAAGAGGCAACAACAUGCUCUUCGGAACAGGCGGCUCCUGAGAAAGGUGAUCAGAGCAGCUGCUCUGGAGGAACACAAUGCUGCUAUGAAAGAUCAGUUGAAGUUACAAGAGAAAGAUAUCCAGAUAUGGAAGGUGAGUCUGCAGAAAGAGCAAGCCAGAUACAGUCAGCUUCAGGAGCAGCGUGACACUGUGGUGACCCAGCUGCACAGCCAGAUCAGACAGCUACAACAUGACCGAGAAGAAUUCUACAACCAGAGCCAGGAAUUGCAGACAAAGCUGGAAGACUGCAGGAACAUGAUCGCAGAGCUGCGAAUAGAGCUGAAAAAGGCCAACAACAAGGUGUGUCACACCGAGCUGCUGCUCAGUCAGGUUUCUCAAAAGCUCUCAAAUAGUGAGUCGGUCCAGCAGCAGAUGGAGUUCUUGAACAGGCAGUUGUUGGUGCUUGGGGAGGUCAACGAGCUGUAUUUGGAACAACUGCAGAACAAGCACUCAGACACCACAAAGGAAGUAGAAAUGAUGAAAGCCGCAUAUCGCAAAGAACUAGAAAAGAACAGAAGCCAUGUUCUCCAGCAGAAUCAGAGGCUCGAUACCUCCCAGAAACGGAUUUUGGAACUGGAAUCUCUUCUGGCCAAGAAAGACCACCUUCUUCUGGAACAGAAGAAAUAUCUGGAGGAUGUCAAGAGCCAGGCAAGUGAACAACUGCUGGCUGCAGAGAGCAGGUAUGAGGCUCAAAAAAGGAUCACCCGGGUGUUUGAGUUGGAGAUCUUAGACUUGUAUGGCAGGUUGGAGAAAGAUGACCUCCUACAAAAACUCGAAGAGGAAAAAGCAGAAGCAGUGGAAGCAGUGGAAGAAAGGCUUGACUGUUGUAAUGACGGCUGCUCAGAUUUAGGGCACAAUGAAGAGGCAUCUGGGCACAAUGGUGAGACCAAGACCCUCAGACCCAGUGGUACCAGAGGCAGUUGUGGAGCUAAAGGAGCUGGAGGCAGCAGCAGCAGCAGCAGUGAGCUUUCUACCCCAGAGAAACCCACAAGCCAGAGAGCAGGCCCAUUCAGCAGUCGGUGGGAAACUUCUGUGGGCGAGCCCUCCACCAGCAUCCCUACAACUGUUGGUUCACUUCCCAGUUCCAAAAGCUUCCUGGGCAUGAAGGCCCGAGAGCUGUUUCGUAAUAAGAGCGAGAGCCAGUGUGAUGAGGACAGCAUGACCAUCAGUAGCCCUUCUGAGACUCUAAAGACAGAACUGGGCAAAGACUUGGGUAUGGAAGUCCAGAGUCCCCUGAACCUAGACGGCCCUCACCCAUCUCCCCCAACCCCGGACAGUGUUGGGCAGCUCCGUAUCAUGGACUACAAUGAGACUCAUCUUGAACACAGCUAAGGAGGAGGGCCAGUCAGUGUUAACUCGCAUCUUGUUGGCAUAGAACAGGAAGUGUGAAUGCAUGUUCAAGGCUCUCCUGUUUCCAGGGUCUGAGUGGCUUCUCACACAGAGGAAAUGGGACAGAGGUCCAUUGGACAGCUGACCGAAUUCAGAAUGGUUUUUAGAUCUGACACUGAAAUGCCUCUUAACCUUCCCCUCAACUCACCCCCAAACCUAUCUUUCAUUUACCUAGCAGUGUGUACUAAUUGAGGGCCAGUGUGUGUUCCUCAGUAGCUUUAUUUUCCUUUCCCCUCAAAUGGUUGAGUCCUUUGAACCUGUGCAAUAUGAGGCCAAAUUUCAUCUUUGAGUCCAACACACCACUCUCUGCUUUCCUGAAAUUCAGAUAACUGAGUGGCUCUUGGUUAGACCAGACAGUUGGUGGCAUUGCAGGUAAGUCCAAUUUUGUCUCUCCUAGGAGGACGUAGCCUGCAAAGCUGUCUUCAUGUGAAAGCUUUUACAGGAGACUUUUCACUGCUUUUUGGUUCUGAAGUUCAGCAUCUAAAGCAGUUGAUGUAGAAAAACAGUGGUUCAUUUGCCCUUACAUUCUUUUGGUGGUUCUGAUAAGCUUCCUGGAAAGUUGUGCUUGAACAAAUGCCCAUUGUUUCAGCAGUCUAGCUGGCACUGUGGAGGCCACACUUCCUUGCCCUUUGGGAAAACUUUUGUCCUUCUUUCCCCCACUACCUCUUAUUUAUUUGGUGUAGGCUUAAAAGCUGGUACCAAGCUGCCCACAGAUGAGUGUAGGUGGUAGUCUUGUUCUCUGUAGACAACAAGUAGUGGUCACUUGGAGAGGUGCUCUAGAAGGUCUUGCAUAUGUGGAAAUGCACCUCUGGGCUGGUCUCGUCUAGCUAGCCAUUGGUUCAACCCUUGACCUGUUUGACUCCCUUGAGUUCACAUGCACCUGUUGUUUGUGUCAGCUGUUUUGUGACACGCGGCCAAAAGGCUGUGAAGGUUCGGCAUUUCUUGAGCUUAUGUGACCAUCAUUUCCCAGGCUGGGGGGUUGCUUCGUAUUAGGUUCCAGGCCACCAAAAAGGUAGCAGCUUUUCACACCAGUUCUGACUUUUAGGACCGACUCUCCUGGAGCACGUUGUCACACUUUCUUGUGUUAGGAAUGGCGGAGCAACUCAGCAGAGGCCAGGAGGGUGUUGAUGAAGUCUUGAAUGCCUGCACCCACUGGGCUGCCCCAUAUGAUCACCAGGUGACACCAGUCAGAACACUGGUGGCAGCAGAUAAUCCAAACUCAGCACAUGCUCCUGAAAUAAAUGCUAGAAGCCUAAGAAUUGUUGCCUGGUGUUCCAGCCCAGGCAAAGAGAGACUUGGCAGGAAAAAAGCCAGUGAGCUUAGUUUUCCUGUUUCUAUUCUUUAUGUAAAAAGAAUAGAAGGGUUCAGCCACGAAGACGUUAAAGAAACUGUAAUGGUACGAAAUCUUUCUGCAUAUGGAAGCUUCCAGUAUGUGAGGGUGAAAGUCUUUUUUUUUUCCUUAAGUGUGGCAGUAAAUAUCCUAGUAUGUCUAACUAUAAAGGCAACCAGACAGUUUGAGACUUCAUGUCACCAUGGCAACCACUGAGCUAAAGACCCUUUGAGGCCAGAAUUUCAGGUGUAACUGACUGACACCCGGCCAUUGCCACUGGAUAUCCAGGGUGGAAUAUUAGUAGUGCUACACUUUUAAUUCAGCUUUGUCCAAAGGAAAGCUUAAAAUCCAAUAUAUCUUAGUUUCCUGGAUUUAGGAAAGGACAGUAUGAACAAAUUCAGGAAGGAAAGAAAAAUGUUACAGGUUAGCUUUUGAAACUGGUUUUAAGUGCUUUCCCCCUCCGGGGCCCAAAGAUUUGCGCCACAGAACAAAGCCUUCUCCUUAACUGGCAAAGGAAAGGAGGCCAAUGUAAGAAAGAAAAGAACACUUUAAAAUGGAUGGAUGGUGAAACAUAGGAAAGGAAGGAGGCAGCAUGGUAAAAUGGACUGAGGUGUAGGCUUGAGACUCUGCAUUCCCUACGCCAGCUCUUGACACAGUACUCCUUUCUAGUGUCCGUCUACUACUGUACAACCCAGGAGACCUGGUGUGCUCAGCUAGGGCUCCUUUGAAUUCUAGGAGGCUAUAAAAUUUUUUCAACUAAGAUUGGGGAAUUGAGACCUAGAGUCAUGGUGAAGUUGCCCAACCUAAAAACUUAAGUAUUUUUUGUCUAGAAGAACUCGAGGGUUAAUAAUAAGACUUGCUUUUGUUCUGAGGGCCAUAGACUUGCCUAAGGUCAGUGGGUCACUUGACUGUUCUGCAAGCAGUGAUUGGAGCUCCAGACAAGCAAUUGAGGCCUGGGUAAAGAUACCAGAACAAUUGGUGUAAUGGGCAAGACAAGCUUUGAAACUGGUUAAGCAGUCAGGUAGAAUGUUGGAAUUGGACAGCCUCUGUCUUAAAAUCACCAGGAGCCAGUGCUGUGGUGGUCAGUGUGCGUAACUUACCCAGAUUCCCCUUGACUGGCAUCAGACAGGCCCCAAAAAGCCUGGGGUCUGUGUCUCCAGCAUGGACUGUGUUUAAAAUGAGCUCUGCAAUAGUAUUUGGGGGUGGGGAGAAGCAGGAAGGUGGUGGAGGAAGAUGCCCAGAAAAGGAGCUCUUGAACUUAUCACAGUCCAUCAACACACCUCUUUCUGAUAGAACCUCCACAGGAAGUUUAUAAAAUGUGUUACUGCGGGAGCAGGAGAAAUAUGUGGUUAUGAACAUGAGAAAAUUAGUUCAGGAAAUUUUAGGAGAUAUCUUGGAAGCUGAGUGCUUGGAAGAGCGGGUGGGCAGUGACCUCUCCAGGUUUGCAGACAGCUUUCAGGAAAGAACACUGCCAAACCUUUGGGAGUAUGCUGUAGAAGGUUCUUACUGUAUGUGAUGUGGUUGGGGGAAAUAAUCCAAACUAUUCUUAGAAGGUAAACUGUCACCACCCAGGAAAAAAGUCCUGGAAGCCACUGACAAUUAGAAAAAUUAGUCCCCACCCCCAUGCUGCUGUGGCCAAAGGCCAGUGCCUCCCAGAGCAGAAGCAGCACAACAGGCAGCAAAUACCAGGCUCUGGCCAUUUGCAGGCAUGUGGAGUUCCCAGUGCUUUUGUGCAGAGAGAAAAUGUUAGCAGUUGUUCAGAGGAUACCCAUAGUGGCCAUGGAAUGGAAGGAUCUGUGAACUGGACCGCAUCGCUCAGAUUGGCAGUAAGGAUAGAAAGCUGAAUAACAACCAAAAUGGGCUGUGAUCAGCUAAUGGGAAUUUCCACCAAACAUUAGAACCUGCCGUGUGAAGCCAGAAAGAACUGAAGAGCAAAGGAAAGUCCUUACUGAGCAGUAAGGGCAGGAAGCACUGUGAGCAGGCUGGAGGAGGGUUAGGGCACUGCACAGGCUUGGCUUACACUGCAGUGCAGAUGAAGUGUUACCAUCCUCUUGGGUGCUCUCAGAGAGUGGUCCUGGAAGAAGCCUGGCCCCAACAGGCAGAAUCUGCCUCACUGGGAAGUAAGCUAUUCUGCCCACAGUGACCCAGAUGGCACAUCCAUCUGCUGCAUCUUCACUCCCAAGGUCCAUGCUCUAAAAGUGACCUGUAGUGAGGGUUGGAAAAUGUAUCCAGUCAGAGGAUGUUUGUGUAUCAGUUUACAUCUGGGAGUAUAUGGCAUUGCCCUGUCCCCUCUCCCAGAUUGCUGUAGUCAUUGAUUGUCCUUGAUUUAAUUUUUCUCUGUAGGUAAAAGAACAAGCUUAGGUCAGGGACUGAUCCCUGCUGUGACCCUUGUUCCCAUGUGGCUUGUUUCUACAUCUGUAACUCCCCAGUGUGCCCUGGAAAUUAUGUUUCCCAUCUUUUCUGGACUGCCCUGCAGUCUGAGAGAAGAGGGGCUGCAGCUGUUAGAGAAACCUGCACCCCCAACAGUUUGGGUCUCAAAAUGAGUUAAUGAAGACCAAGGAGCUCUGUGCCCCUUCCCCGUGCUUCAACAUUAUUCACCCUCUAGGAUAAAUAGGCUGGUUUUAGCCAUUGGCAUAGAUCUUUUAGAGGAGACCCAGGAGUUCAAGGACCGCAGACCAAACCCUCCCCCCUGCUUCCCCACCUCACACAGUGUUUGAAUGGAAGAGUUCGAGCUGCUCUGUGCACCACACCCUGGCUUAAACAGAAGCAGCAGGAAUUUUGCACUAGGAAGAAUCAGUGAUUACUCUUCAGAAGACUUCUAUGAACCACAAAUGCAUUACGGAGAAACAGAUUUUGCUAAGACAUAAUCUAGCUUUAUAACUCAAUCAUGGAUGAACCGUAUGUGGCUCACUUGCAGUUUAAAGGGGUCCCAUCAGUGAUAAGAACCAGAUUUUUUAAACUGACUGCUUUUAGUGAAAUGGAAGGAAGUCACCUCUUUUCCAAAGGUUUGAACUUUCCCACCUUGAUCGUAAAAGCAUGUCAAAUAAUCCACAUCAGAUGCCAUAAGUGCAAACUGCAAGAGAACAUGGUACAAUCUCAGUGAAUGGGAGUUGGAAUCAAAGGGUUCGCUGUCCUUAGAAUGUUCUGAAAUGUCAAGGCAGUUGCUUGUGUUUAACUGUGAACAAAUAAAAAUUUAUUGUUUUGCACUACUCUGCUGAGGUGAUGUGGAGUGAUUUAUGCUGGCCUUAGGGGGCUUGUUGCUGGAGUUAAGGAGUAGUCCAAAGAUACAGAAACCUUGGGUCUGCAGUGGCUAUCUGGGUGGUUGGAGGAGGGUGUGAACAAGUAAACAGGUUCUAGUUUAGUCUCUGUAAGAGCCUUUAUAUUCUGACAAAUUAUCCAGUGUACAGAUAAUUCAUCUACCUC
Castor canadensis (American beaver) is the source of this 8496-nucleotide messenger RNA. It is a transcript of the gene Tsc1, whose product is annotated as TSC complex subunit 1. Gene Ontology annotation, biological process: negative regulation of TOR signaling; regulation of cell cycle; negative regulation of cell population proliferation. NCBI's taxonomy places the organism in Eukaryota, Metazoa, Chordata, Mammalia, Rodentia, Castoridae. The record is from RefSeq and is a predicted model, not a curated record. Gene Ontology annotation, cellular component: TSC1-TSC2 complex.